Molecule: messenger RNA, 1600 nt
Organism: Boleophthalmus pectinirostris (great blue-spotted mudskipper)
Lineage: Eukaryota; Metazoa; Chordata; Actinopteri; Gobiiformes; Gobiidae
Product: C-type mannose receptor 2-like
Exons: 5
Coding region: 1-981 (326 amino acids)
Source: RefSeq, a predicted model, not a curated record
AUGACUAGUCUAACAGUGGUCCCUGCUCCUCUCUCAGCCCUGGCUCCAGUUUCCUCUCGACACUUCAUCUUUGUCUAUGAGCUGAAGACCCAGGAGGAGGCGCGGAGCUACUGCAGACAGCACUACACCGACCUGGCCACUGUGGAGAACAUGGAGGACGUACUCACCCUAAACGAGAUGGUCGACCGGAGCAGACUGCAGCUGCUCAAACCUCCAGACGGAUUCCUCAAUGGUACCUGGAUCGGGCUGUAUGAUGACGUCAACACUUGGAGCUGGUCCCUGUCAGACCCGACCUACUACAGCGAGGGACAGGAGAACUACAGGAACUGGGCUCCUGGGCGCCCAAAUAACAUCCGCGCAAACCAGUUCUGUGUCUGGAUGUAUCAAAGCGGACAGUGGGAAGACUACGAAUGUACCUACCGAUUACAGGCCAUCUGUGUGAAUCUGACAGGAUCCUCAGAGACCUUUGUGCUCACUACUGCCUCCUUCACCUGGGAGGAGGCUCAGCAGUACUGCAGGCAGCACCACACAGACCUGGCCAGUGUGAAAAACGCAACCCAGAACAGCCAAAUCGCAGCCCUGAUCCCCACCAACAGUGCCUGGAUCGGCCUCAACAGGCAGCGCUGGAGGUGGCUGGAUGGAAACAACUCCACUUUCUCCUUCUGGAAAACCCUGCAGCCUGAUAACUAUGAAACACUCGAGCACUGUGUGGUGGCAGACUUUGAGUCUGGAGGAAGAUGGGCGGAUUCAAACUGUGACAAGAUGAGGCCUUUCAUCUGUUACGGCUGGGCUGUGAAGAAAUACAAGAUCAAACUACAGCUGAACACAACCAUUGCAAAUCUAAAUGACCCUGUGGUGAUGGAACAACUGCUCCAGCAAAUCGCUCUACGCGUGGGGAGAGCCAACGCCACUGAUCUGCUCAAACUCAGCUGGGUUAAAGACGCCAACGGAAAUGUUUUUAACAAAACAACCACCCCGUAAAAAUGUACUGAGAACUAGAGAUGAACCAAUGAACCACAUACAGACCAUCGAAAACAUCUCUGAUAGACUAGAGUGAAACUUUCAAACCUUUAUUUCAGGACAUUUUGAUUAUUAUGGCUCACAGACAAUGAAGAAAAUCUAAAAUUCUGUGUCUCAAAAUUAGAAUAGUGUUAAAAAGUUCAAUAUUGGGAAGUCGUGGUGUCACACUCUAAUCAGCCAAUUAACUGAAAACAUCUGCAAAGGUUUCCUGAGCCUUUAAAUGGUCUCUCAGUCUGGGUCAGUGGGCUGCACAAUCACUGACCCUCUCUACAAGAAGAACGACAGAAAAGGUCACAGAGUCCUGUAUCCAAGUAAAUUCAUAAAAACAAGUGAAAGAAAAAAAAAGGGAGGCAAAGGUGCAGCAGGAAUUCAGACCAAAAAGCCAAACCGAGUGUUGAGAGCAGAGAAAUGAACACACUUUUCAGAAGCCGGACAUUUCUGUUUAAUGUUUUUAUCUUAUGUAAUAUUCUAUUUUUCUGAGACACAGAAUUUGGGGUUUUCAUGAUCUGUAAGUCAUAAUCAUAAAAAUGUCAAGAAAUAAAAACUUCAACACUUGUGUUUAUAUAAUAUAUGGGUUUGA